UCACGUGUCACCUGGGAUGCAUGUCGCAGCCAACGAAGACUAAAGGCUGUUAGCGUCAAUAAACUAUGAGGAGGCUAGCUCGGUGCUAGCAGGGAAACACUAAUGCAUGGUCCGUUGAGAGAAAUAAAUCUUCACUUUGUAUACUCGUUAUGGGCAAGAGGGACAAUCGAGUGGCAUACAUCAAUCCCAUUGCUGCUGCUCGAGCCAGAGGACCAUCACAGAGCUCUGGCCCAACCAUACAGGACUAUUUAAGCAGACCUCGACCAACAUGGGAGGAGCUGAAGGAGCAGCUGGAGAAGAAAAAGAAGGGCUCUCGAUCCCUGGCUGAAUUUGAGGACAAAAUGAAUGAGAAAUGGAGGAAAGAGCUGGCAAAAAACAGAGAGAAGCUACUUGGUGACAAAGAAAGAGACAAAAAAUCAGUGGACAAAGAUAAAGAGGAGAAGAAAGACAAAAAGGAGAAAAAGAAGAAGGAGAAGAAGAAACCAAGCAGGCAUUCUUCAUCUUCCUCCUCCUCAUCGAGUUCUGAUUCCUCCAGCAGUUCCUCCUCAGAGUCUGAAGAUGAGGAUGAAAAGAAGAGUAUGAAGAAAAAGAAGAAGCGAAAAAGGUCUUCAGCCCGGAGAGCAUCGGACAGCUCGGAGGAAGAGUCGGACGCAGAGAGCAAGAAAAGGAAACGAAUCAAGGAAGAAGGAGACAAGGUUAAGGAUGAAAAGGGGCGCCGAAGGAAAAGGAAGGCCGACAAAAGUCACAGGGAUUCGCUCUCCGAGUCAUCCGUUGACUCGGAUGGGGAAGACCUAGUUGAAGCCAAGAAGAAAAAGAGAAGUAGCGAGGAGAAGGAGAAAUUCACAGACAAAUCCAAGAAGAAGAGGAAAAAGAAACACAAGAAACAUGGCAGAAAAAAGAAAAAGAAGGCCACGUCUCACUCGGACUCGGAGCUCGACUGACAGACGUGUCUCGGCGGUGUUCUCAUUCCCCUGACAGUUCACUAAUAGCAUAACUUUUGCCUUUUGACUACCAAAAACCUCUCUCAUCCAGCUCCAGCGACACACUUGAAGGAGGAGGUUAGAAAUGUAAACGGGGGAGACGCCAUCCCUCUAGAGGAGAGCACCUGGUACAAUGUCUUUGGUUCAAUUCUACCACUGUGCAUUUGUAGACCUUUUUUUUCCUUUUUUUUAAUGUACUUUCAAGCACAGGAAUGAGGUGUUUUUUUGUUUGUUUUUUUUGUUUUUUAAACCCCGGUGCACUCACUGCCACCUUCAGUAUGCUGGCCCCUCUGGGAGUUCCUCCCUGUGCUUCACACCCAACAUCUUCCAUAGCUACACAAGGCUGUUAUGCUAGUGCCUGUGUCAUGCAUGUAAGACUCUGUGACCUGAUGUCUCGCCAGCCUCAUAUUGAAGUUGGAUCUGUUAUUAGACAUGUUGGCUAUGCAGUUAACGUGGAUUCAAGGGAUUGUUGUUUUGUGGGACGCGAUGCUACACUGCAGUGUAAAUGUGUAAACAAUGGAAAGUCAUUAAUAAAGUAUUGAUUUAGCCUUAGUCGCUGUUA
Menidia menidia (Atlantic silverside) is the source of this 1542-nucleotide messenger RNA. NCBI's taxonomy places the organism in Eukaryota, Metazoa, Chordata, Actinopteri, Atheriniformes, Atherinopsidae. The record is from the annotation of a GenBank genome assembly.